CUUCAUGUCAUCAUAACAUUGAAUUAUUUGACAGUUUUCCUCACUUCCGACAAUUCAGCUGUCAAAUUCCUUCUUUUUGUUGUUUUUACGCGACAAGUUUGGUAGUAGACCGCAGCGUAUACAACCAUGAAACAAAACAAAUUCGUCUCAUCUUCGCGCAGGAAGAACCGCAAGCGCCAUUUCCAGGCUCCCUCACAUAUUCGUCGUCGCCUAAUGUCGGCGCCAUUGUCGAAGGAGUUACGCCAAAAGUACAAUGUCCAUUCAAUGCCUAUUCGCAAAGAUGAUGAGGUGCAAGUCGUGCGUGGUCACUUCAGUGGCAAUCAGGUGGGCAAAGUUGUGCAGUCAUAUCGCAAGAAGUUCGUUGUGUACAUUGAAAAAAUCCAACGUGAAAACGCAAACGGCACCAAUGUGUACGUUGGCAUUCACCCAUCGAACUGUUUAAUUGUCAAAUUGAAAUUAGACAAAGAUCGGAAAGCAAUUUUGGAUCGCCGCGGCAAGGGACGCAUGGCUGCAUUGGGCAAGGAUAAGGGCAAAUACACCGAGGAAACCGCCGCACAGCCAAUGGAAACUGCUUAAGGAUUUGGAUCCAAUUACGUGAGGUGUAACCUGCUUUUAUAUUAACAACAAACUUUAGAAUAAAUGUUUCCCUUAUAAAAUUUAAA
Molecule: messenger RNA, 662 nt
Organism: Anastrepha obliqua
Lineage: Eukaryota; Metazoa; Arthropoda; Insecta; Diptera; Tephritidae
Gene: RpL26
Product: 60S ribosomal protein L26
Exons: 2
Coding region: 127-576 (149 amino acids)
Biological process (GO): cytoplasmic translation; ribosomal large subunit biogenesis
Cellular component (GO): cytosolic large ribosomal subunit
Molecular function (GO): RNA binding; structural constituent of ribosome
Source: RefSeq, a predicted model, not a curated record